Molecule: messenger RNA, 1179 nt
Organism: Lasiosphaeria miniovina
Lineage: Eukaryota; Fungi; Ascomycota; Sordariomycetes; Sordariales; Lasiosphaeriaceae
Exons: 3
Coding region: 1-1179 (392 amino acids)
Cellular component (GO): cytoplasm
Molecular function (GO): 2-oxoglutarate-dependent dioxygenase activity
Source: RefSeq, a predicted model, not a curated record
AUGGCUCCCCACGCAGAAGAGACCGUCUCGGCCGAAACCCUGGCCCCCGUCCUAGUGCCCGUCUCGGCCGCGAAGCUCCAAGCAACCGUCGCGCCGGGCGAGAAAGAUGGCUACGGUACUCUCUUCGCCCUCAAGGUCGACAGGGACGCCGAAGACGGGAAGAAGGGGCAUCCGGCAGCCCGGUACCCGCACUACCUGCCUACCUGGGACGCCUACGAAAAGGACCCUCCGCUCGAGCCGCGGGCGCACCACGACCCCGGGCUCGACGCCGACACGGCGUACCCGGAGCUGCUCGGCGCGGGCACGCAGCUCACCAACCUCACGCCGACGAUCGGCAGCGAGGUGCGCGGGAUCCAGCUCAGCAGCCUCGGCGCGGCCGGCCGGGCGCAGCUGGCGCACCUCGUGGCGUCGCGCAAGGUGGUGGCGUUCCGCGACCAGGACUUUGCCGACCUGCCCAUAGCCGACGCGCUCGACUUUGGCCGCUCCUUCGGCCCGCUGCACGUGCACCCGACGGCCGGGGUCGCCGCGGGAUACCCCGAGACUCUGAUCGUGCACCGCGGCGCCGGCGACGACUCGGUCGACCGCUACUUCGCCGGGCGCACGUCGACAGUGGCGUGGCACAGCGACGUGUCGUACGAGGCGCAGCCGCCGGCGGUGACGCUGCUGUACGCGCUCGAGAAGCCCGUCGUCGGCGGCGACACGCUGUUCGCCGACGCCGUCGAGGCCUACAACCGCCUGUCGCCAGCCUUCCAGCAGCGCCUCCACGGCCUGCGCGCCGUGCACUCGGCCGUCGAGCAGGCCAACGGCAGCCUCGCCCGCGGCGGGCUGCUGCGCAGAGACCCCGUCAAGAACGAGCACCCCAUUGUGCGCACGCACCCCGUCACGGGCGAAAAGGGGCUGUUCGUCAACAGGGGCUUUACGCGCGAGAUUGUGGGGCUCAAGAAGGAGGAGUCGGACGCGCUGCUGAACUUCCUGUACGACCACCUCGCGUACGGCGCCGACUUCCACGCGCGCGUGCGGUGGGAGGACAAGACGGUCGUGCUGUGGGACAACCGCGUCACACAGCACUCGGCCCUGGUCGACUGGCGCAACGGCGAGCGCCGGCACCUGGCCCGCAUCACGCCCACGGGCGAGCGGCCGGUCGAGACGCCGUUUGUUGGCGCCGGGCGGCGUAAUUAG